Neurospora tetrasperma FGSC 2508 is the source of this 1154-nucleotide messenger RNA. RefSeq lists its product as uncharacterized. The transcript is spliced from 2 exons. The record is from RefSeq and is a predicted model, not a curated record. Bases 201 to 968 code for a protein of 255 amino acids. Gene Ontology annotation, cellular component: endoplasmic reticulum. NCBI's taxonomy places the organism in Eukaryota, Fungi, Ascomycota, Sordariomycetes, Sordariales, Sordariaceae. Gene Ontology annotation, biological process: ergosterol biosynthetic process.
CCACAAGGGUCCUCCACAAGGAAAUCAGGGGUUGCCGUGGGUAGGUUUGUUGAGGUUGGGCUGACGGACCCCCCUGUCGGCGGUGGAAUCUCUGUGGCCAUUGUUUUGUUUCUUUAUACAUAAUUCAAUGUUCCCGUCUUCUCUCUCCCCUGUUUCUCCUCCUCGACAUUGUGCCGUCUCGUCAAUCGCAAACCGUCACAAUGCCUCCCAAGAAGCAGUCCUCCUCCGGCGGCAACAAGCCGUCCGGCUCUGGCUCUAGCUCCGGCUCUUCCUCCGGUUCGUCUUGCCGCUGCAGCUGCCGCUGCCGCUGCAGUAUCGGUGGCUGGCUCAAGUUCUUCGCCAUCUUGUUCGCCCUGGUUGCGCCUAUCGCAUACGUCCUUGAGCAGCGUCUCGAGUCCUUCUACGUCUUCGAUACUGAGCACCUUCACGAUCUGUCCAAGCGCGCCAUCAGCGCCCACGGCAACGACACCAAGGCUAUUGUCAAGUACAUUGUCGACGAGCUGAACGACCGCAACGGCGUUGCGCCCUACGUCAACAAUGAUGAGGAGUGGGUGUUUAACAACGCUGGUGGUGCCAUGGGUGCUAUGUACAUCAUCCACGCCUCCAUCACCGAGUACCUGAUCAUCUUCGGCACUGCCAUCGGUACUGAGGGUCACACCGGCCGCCACACCGCCGACGACUACUUCCACAUCCUCACCGGCACUCAGACUGCCUACGUCCCCGGCGAGUACGAGCCUGAGGUCUACCCUCCCGGUUCCGUUCACCACCUCGUUCGCGGCACCGUCAAGCAGUACAAGAUGCCCGAGAGCUGCUUCGCGCUCGAGUAUGCGCGCGGCUGGAUCCCUCCCAUGCUGUUCUUCGGUUAUGCCGAUACCCUGAGCAGCACGCUCGACUUCCCUACCCUCUGGCGCACCUCCGUCAUCACCGGCCGCGAGAUGAUCAACAACUUGCUUAAGGGCAAGUUCUAAGCAUUGUUGCUUUACGAACUGUCCCCUUCACGAAGGGUAUUUGGAAUACGAGAAUUUUGGAAAGCAUGGGAUAGAAUAUAGAGUAGAGAUAGGGCUUCUCGGCACAAGCGGCGUCUACGCUGGACCGGAGUUUGGGUUAGAUCAAGAUUUAUCUAUACCUAUAUUCACAACUUUCGUGACAUCGUC